This is a messenger RNA of Magnusiomyces paraingens, 1074 nucleotides long. RefSeq lists its product as uncharacterized. The transcript has a single exon. The record is from RefSeq and is a predicted model, not a curated record. The coding region runs from base 1 to 1074 and encodes 357 amino acids. NCBI's taxonomy places the organism in Eukaryota, Fungi, Ascomycota, Dipodascomycetes, Dipodascales, Dipodascaceae.
AUGUCAAUUGCAUUAGCAAUCAGAAACUCACUUGUUAUUGCAGCAACUCCCAAGCUUUCAAUGCUUGCCGGUCGUCUUUCCUUUAUCUCAGGAACGAUAGAUUCGUCCUCGUGUUCUGUUCAUUGCUAUCCCUCCACCACCUCUGGAUUAAAGUUUCGUCGUCGCCACCAUCGCACUUUUUACUACCCCUCUUCACGUCUUCUUCACUUUUCAAACCCAAAGCUGCAAACGUUAUACCUGGCCUUUUACGGUGCCAUGCCUUAUUUCCGUGUUAUUGCUACAGCGGCAUGUGCACUUUGUUUUGCAGAAAUGUAUGGUGUUCUUGAUCCGUUUAAGUUUUUGCUUAUGAUGGAUUUUGUAUUUUUAUGGAGUUUGCUUAAUACCCUUCGUGUUGCUGACCGCUUGUUUUUUGAAGAGGUCAUGGCGCCUCUUUUGAACAUGCUUGUUAGAGAUAUCCCAUACAAAAAAGAAGAUGAUGAAAAAGAAGAAGAAAAGAAAGAAAAAGAAAAAGAAAAAAAAAAGUUUGAUUCAGAAAAAACUGAUAAUUAUGAUGACAAUAAAACUGAAGAUACUGAAGAUACUGAAGAUGACAUUCAUAGUGAAACUAGCACUGUCGUGGAGGAUUGCCCCAUUACUGCUACCAAAGGUCUGAUUCCCUUUUUCGAUUUUACAAUUGUGACAUUGACCAUUCUCAUGGCUGUGUUGUGUUAUGCAGGAACUACAUAUCUGACAUUGUCAUAUAUUCAAUACCAUGCUUUGUGUUCUGUCAAUGUUGUGCUACCUUCAGAGCUUGUGCGACUCAUUGUUGGAAAUCAGAUUUGCGUGCUUGCUGUCCGCUGUCUUUUUGGUAAAUUUGCGCCCUGGCGUUCUGAUAGAAAAGAAACUUCUACAAAUGAAUGUACCUGCACACCAGCAGUCAUUUCUGACAUGGUAUCAAAACUGCUUUUAAAAGAUUUACAACCAGAAUCAGUUUCUGUAGAUACCCAACCCAAGUCUCGUUCUGUGUCUUUGGAUACCCUUGUGGAAUCUGACUCAGAUUCGGAUUUCUCCGAGUAUAUUUCAGCUGAAGAAUAG